This is a messenger RNA of Dovyalis caffra, 420 nucleotides long. NCBI's taxonomy places the organism in Eukaryota, Viridiplantae, Streptophyta, Magnoliopsida, Malpighiales, Salicaceae. The record is from the annotation of a GenBank genome assembly.
AUGGGAAAACAAGAGCUUCUGAAUCUGAGUCCUCCUGUCCGGCCCCCUCCAUUUCCUUUCUUUUUGCACAGCAUGCAUGUGAAUCCAAAUACGCAUGGCUGUCCUUAUGUAACGACAAUGUCAAGCUUCUCCUCCACCGACACAAAUGUUCUGGCGAAAAAUGCUAUACCAGCUGUGUAUAAUACGGGUCUCGUUCGCGGCAGGCUUCAUCAUUAUAUGCCGCUUAAGGCACGUGAUCUUGGCUUUCUACCCGCAAAAUCUUGUCAACCACCAUCCAAUCUUCUGUCCCAUAAAAUGGACCCAAUAGUUGGGUUCAGGAAAAAGAGAGGGAAAUUGAAUGAUGAGUUUGAAGAAACACAAAAUGGCACGGAUUCUAAAAUUUGCUCCUACCCCCACGAGGUUAAAAUCCCUCACCCCUAA